Messenger RNA from Danio rerio (zebrafish), 2784 nucleotides. The record is from RefSeq and is a predicted model, not a curated record. NCBI's taxonomy places the organism in Eukaryota, Metazoa, Chordata, Actinopteri, Cypriniformes, Danionidae.
CAUAUUACAGCACAGCUGCACAAGCAGAUCCCCUCUCACUAAUCAUCGGUCAUUAUUAACGCUCGAAGGAAACUUUGUUUUGUCAUUUAUUACCGGAUUGUCCGUCUUCAGUCCCAAUGAGGAAACAACGACCUGACUAGUGUGAGGAGAUGGGGACACUCAACAUUAGCGAGCAGUCUCUCCUGGUUCAGGCAGUGUUCAGCCAGAAUGCUGAAAUGCUGGAGUUUUUAUUGGAACAAAAUGAAGACGUCAACGAAUUGGACCAAGAGUGUCGCAGCGCUCUGCACGCCGCUGCGUUUGUGGGUGGUGCUCAUAUCAUGGACCUCCUCAUCAGUUCAGGUGCUAAUGUUAAUGCUAAAGAUCAGGAGUGGUUGACUCCUCUGCAUCGAGCAGCUGCUUCACAGAAUGAAGUGUCUGUGGGCCUGCUGAUGGAAAAGGGAGCAGAUGUGAACACACAGGACAGAUUCUGCCAGACGCCAUUACAUGUAGCUGCAGCCAACAGAGCCACUAAAUGUGUGGAUGUUUUGCUUUUUCACGAGAGCAGUUUAAAUGCAGCGGAUUGUUUUGGGAGAACAGCUUUACAUCACGCAGUGCACAGCGGGCACACAGAGACAGUGGCUGUGCUGCUGAACAAAGGGGCCAAUGUGAGUGCCAGAGACAUAAAGGACCGGCAGCCGCUCCAUCUGGCCGCCUUUCUAGGGAACAUGGAGGUCGUGAAGCUGUUGUUGGCGUUCAGAGCUGAUGUGUCCUGCAGGGAUAAACUGGCCUUCACUCCUUUACAUGCGGCAGCUCUUGGCGAACACACUGAAGUGCUCAAAUACCUGCUGAAACAUGGAGCACAGAUUGAUGAAGCGGAUGGUUCUGGAAACACUGCUCUUCACAUGGUGUGCAGUGCUGGUCUGGAGUCAGUAGUGUGUGACCUGGUGAACUGCGGUGCCGAUGUGAACCGUCCAAACCUGCGCGGCUCCACACCUCUGCAUCUGUGUGCUGAGUCCCCCGACGGAGCCCUGUGCCUGGAGCUGCUGGUCAAUAACGGAGCACACGUUAACAUUCCGAAUAAUGAAGGGAAGAGUCCUUUGCACAUGGCCGCCAUUCAUGGACACUUCACCCGUUCCCAAAUACUCAUUCAGAACGGCGCAGAAGUGGAGUGUGUGGAUAAUUAUGGAAACACUGCUCUUCACACUGCUGCUAAACAUGGACACGAGCUGCUCAUCAGUGAACUGCUGAAUAAUGGUGCAGACAUAGCCAGGCGAGGCAUUGAUGGCAUGACUCCAUUGCACUUGGCGGUGUUGUACGGCUAUUCAGACUGUUGUCUUAAGCUACUUACCUCAGGGUUUGAUAUAAACACACUGGAUGGCCUGAGCAGGACGUGUUUACAUAUUGCUGCUUCAGGAGGGAAUGUCGAAUGUCUUAAGCUGCUGUUGGACAGUGGUGCUGAUUGGAGUAUAAAGGACAACAUAGGAAGGACUCCACUUCACGCAUCGGCAUAUUCAGGAAGUGUCUCAGCGCUGGUGUUAGCGUUGAGCUGCGCUUCAGAUGUAGACUCAGUGGAUGAUGCCGGACGCUCCGCACUAAUGUUCGCUGCUGAAAACGGACACACGUCUGCUGUCGAAAUCCUCCUUCAUGAGGCCAGAGCGGAUCUGUCACUGCAAGACGUCAACAUGAACUCAGCUCUUCAUCUGGCCUGUAGAAGAGGUCAUGAAAUGUGUGCUCUCCUCAUGCUGGCGGAGACUGACGACACGUCGCUCAUCAGCUCCACAAACAGAGCGCUUCAGACGCCUCUGCAUAUCGCAGCUAGAAAUGGCCUUGUGACAGUGGUUGAGGUUCUGCUGACUCGAGGAGCAACAGUUCUGGCCGUAGAUGAGGAUGGACACACUCCAGCAUUGGCUUGUGCACCAAAUAAAGAGGUGGCGAAGUGCCUGGCGCUCAUCAUUUCCACUAUGAAGCCGUUCAUCGGUUUGAUGAAGAACUGUGGCAGUGGUGUUUCCCAUCAGCCCCUGCGUAACGGCGUAUCUCUACACCUGCUCACCGAGGAGCCGCAGGGCUGAGCAUCAUUUUUAAUAGCAUCUGUCCUGCUGGAAGGUAGCUAAACAGACUUUUCACAACACUUUUUAUGUAUUUAUAUUAAAAAAACGACGAAUAAAAGGCUAUUUGGUUUCCCUGCAAACUCCUGACGUGCUCCACAAGAUGUAAACAUGUCAAAAUAAAGUCUCCUGCUCAUGGAAUAUGAUGCUUUUUUCAUGACUUUAGACAUAAUUUCAUCAUGGACACUAUUCACAAGACUGUUUAUAAGUCAUCAGCAUCUUAAAUCCUUGAAAGUUUUUAAUAUUUUGACUAAGAUGUAAAAUAAGUCUUUGGUUUCAUGUAUCUGUGAAAUUUCAGCUCAAAAUUCUCAUCAGAUCAUUUUUGAAACCCUUCUGAAUAUGUGAAUUCAGACCUGCCUGUGCCUUUAAAUGCAAAUGAGCUGGUUCUCCCCGCCCACCGUUCCCACAAGCGUUGUUUUUCCUGCUGCUUCACGUCAGAUAAACAGCAGUCGGUGAUAGACACAGACACUGAUGAAGUAGAGAUCCUGUUUAUGAGUCAAAAAUACCAAGUAUGGUUAUUUUAUGUACUUGUUGUGAAGUUUAUUCAAGCCUUUCUGCAACGACGAGUCACACAAAUGCCAUUGCGCAUACGCACACAUGCACACGUUUAAAUCUGCACUGUUUUUGCACAUCUACUUGCAGCAAAUCUGGAUAUGAAUUAUGAUGUUGUACGAAAUAAACCAGAUUUAACGCCCACAAA